AUGAAUGAGUUGAAUGUCUCCAAGCUUAUAGCUUCUUGCAACUCUUUGGAGGAUGCGAAGGCUUUGCAUGGACAAGUUGUGAGGCAAGGUUUGGAUCGCCAACUUUUCAUUGGCACUGCACUUGUAAGAAUGUACGGGAGAUUGGGCUGCGUGGAGGAGGCUAGGUGGAUUUUUGAGAAGAUGCCGGCGAGAGAUGCUGUGGCCUGGACUGUGAUGCUCUGGGUAUAUGCCCACGCAGGGCAUCUUGAGGAAUGUAGGAGGACGUUUUAUAAGAUGCCCAGGCAGGACGUGGUGGCCACGAAUGUGAUGAUCCGAGCUUAUGCCCAACACGGGUGUAUGAAAGAAGCAAAAAUACUGUUUGGAAAUAUGCUUGAACCGAGUGUGAUGUCGUGGAACUCUAUGAUUUCUGGCUACUGCUUGAGUGGGUCUUUGGUAGAAGCCCGAGAGAUGUUUGAUCGCAUGCCUGCGAAGGACGUGGUGACAUGGACGAUACUGUGCCGUAGCUACGCGCAGCAUGGUUACAUUUGUGAGGCAAUGAAGCUAUUCGAAAAUAUUCCAGAGAAAAAUGUUGUUUCAUGGAACUCCUUAAUUUCCGCUUUUGCCGAAACGGGGAAAAUGCAGUACUGCGUCGUCUUGUUCGAGAGGAUGCCCCAGAGAGACAUUGUGUCGUGGAGCAUCUUGUUUUGGGCAUUUUAUCAUUAUUUUGAAAAUUUUGAAAACGCAGAAAAAGUUUUUAAUGACAUGCCCGAGCACGAUGUAGUGGUGACAACCGCGAUCAUGGAAGCAUAUGCCCGGUGCGGGCAUCUUUACCGUGUGGAAGAAAUGUUUUCAUAUAUGCCGUUUCGAAGCGAGGUGUCUUGGAAUGUGUUGGUUCUCGCGCUCGUCCAGAGUGGCGAGCUAGAUCGAGCACAACAAACGCUUGAGUUGAUGGACGGACAAAGUCCUCACGUCUGGAACACCGUACUUGCGGGGAGAGCUCGAGAGAACCAGAUUGAGAAAACCCUUUACUUGUUUAGACUCAUGGACCUGCAAGGGCUGAGAGCCGAUCACGUAACAUUUGCGAGCGUUUUGGGUGUUUGUGAGACUAUCUCGUCUCUCGAGUUGAUCCGCGCGGAGGUCACCAGCAUUGGAAUUGAAACAAAUGUGGUUGUUGCGACGGCCUUGAUUGAUGCUUAUGGUAGGGUCGGAAUGAUUGAUGCCGCGAGGAAUUGCUUUGAUAACAUUGCUCAAAAGGACUUGUUCGUGUGGACUGCGAUGCUUGGGGCAUUUGCUAAGGUAGGGGAUAUUUCCUCGGCGGUCUCCGUGUUUGAGAAUAUGCCCCAGCACAGCAUCGUCUCUUGGAACUCGCUUCUUUCCACGUAUUUGAACGCUGGGUAUUUCGAAAAAGCACGGGUGCUGCUCGACACAGCUCCCGAGCGCCGUGUUUCAACAUGGAACGUUUUGAUUGGAUCAUGCGUCAAGAAUGGUCGUGCCGAAGAUGCAAUCUCAGCGUUUCUGGAAAUGGAGUCUAGAGGAAUUCUUCCAGACUCUGUCACUUGGAUACAACUUUGCGGAGCUGGGUCUCUUCUUCACCAAAGCAAACUUGUGGCAAAUCUGAUCACAAGAAAUUGUUGGAAGCACGACGUGAUGGUCAGUACUGCAGUUAUCGACAUGCAUGGGAAAUGCUCUGAAUUACAGGCUGCCGAAUUUGUGUUUAGCACGAUGCCUGUUUGUACCACUGUGUCUUGGAAUGCCGUGAUUGCGGCCUAUGCUCGGAAUGGAAACAUUUGCAAAGCAUUGGGCUUCUUUAGGGAGAUGUUUUUGGACAGUGUUCCUCCAAACGAGGUCACAUUCUUAGUUCUCAUGAAUUCAUGCAGCCAUAGAGGAUUGGUCCCUGAGGGCAUGAAUUUGUUUUAUUCCCAGGAGCUUCCUAGUUCCAGGUCUAUGCAUCACUCGUGUGUAGCAGACCUUAGUGCAAGGGCUGGAUGGGUAACGCUUGAUGCAAGUGAAGAAAAUAUUGGGGCUUGGACUUCUGCAUUGGCAGCAUUUAUUCGCCAAGGGGACUACAUGAAUGGGGUGGAUGUGAUCAGACGUAUUGUAACACUAGGUAAUGCUAAAUAUGCUCUGUUAAUCUCAAAUCUUUAUGCUUUGUGCAGAUGA
This is a messenger RNA of Selaginella moellendorffii, 2139 nucleotides long. Its product is annotated as pentatricopeptide repeat-containing protein At4g02750. Gene Ontology annotation, molecular function: RNA binding; protein binding. Lineage: Eukaryota; Viridiplantae; Streptophyta; Lycopodiopsida; Selaginellales; Selaginellaceae. The coding region runs from base 1 to 2139 and encodes 712 amino acids. Gene Ontology annotation, biological process: RNA modification. The transcript has a single exon. The record is from RefSeq and is a predicted model, not a curated record.